AUGGCUCAAUCAUCAUUUUCGCGGCUGUUCCUGUGUUGCCUGUACUUGUUCACCUUUGCUGGCGCUGGGCUUGUAAGACUCGAAAACAAUGGCCUCCCUGAGCCGAGAGAUCAAUUGCCAGACCUGGUAACAUGGGACAAAUAUUCGCUCUCGAUUCGCGGAGAGCGUCUCUUUAUAUUCUCGGGCGAAUUCCACCCCUGGCGUCUACCCAGCCCGGGACUAUGGCUCGACGUCUUUCAAAAGAUCAAAGCCAUGGGCUUCAACGCCGUGUCGUUUUACACGUACUGGGGACUAGUAGAGGGCACGCCCGGGGCGGUGCGCUUUGACGGCGUCUUUGCCCUCGAGCCCUUUUUCGCCGCCGCCGCCGAGGCCGGCAUCUACCUGAUUGCCCGGCCGGGCCCGUACAUCAACGCCGAGACGGCGCUGGGCGGGUAUCCCGGUUGGACGGCGCGGAUCCGGGCCCCGCUGCGCGGCGACGAUGCCGAGUUCGUCGACGCCACCGAGGCCUAUGCCGCCGAGGUCGGGCGGCUCAUUGCCGAGGCGCAGAUUACGAGGGGCGGCCCCGUGGUGCUGCUCCAGCCCGAGAAUGAGUACGAUACGUGGCCCGGUGUUAAUAAUUCUGAUUUUCCGGCGCAGCUGAAUCGGAACUACAUGGAGCACGUCAAGCAGCAGUUCAAGGAUGCCGGCGUCGUGGUGCCGCAAAUGGUGAAUGAUCAUCUCAAUCAGGGAAACUGGGCCCCGGGGAGUGGGCUGGGAGAGACGGACUUGUACGGAAUCGAUGCGUACCCGAUGCGAUAUGAUUGUGCACACCCGGAUGUCUGGCCGAAGAUUAGGUGGCCUGAAGGAUGGCAAACCUCGCACCAACAGUACAGUCCAAACACUCCGUUCUUUGUCGCCGAAUUUCAGGGAGGGUCGGGCACUGGAUGGGGGUCCGUCAACCAAGACUACUGCAACGCUUUGGUGAAUCAAGAAUCCGUGAGGGUCUUGUGGAAGAACAAUUAUAGCUUUGCCAUCAAGCUGUUCAACAUUUACAUGACUUACGGAGGUACCAACUGGGGUAAUCUUGGCUUCCGAGGCGGCGACAGUUCCUACGACUACGGCGCCGCGAUCAAGGAGAACCGACAUGUAUGGAGGGAAAAGUACUCGGAAUCGAAACUCGAGGCCAAUUUCUUCAAGGUCUCUCCAGCAUACUUGACCUCUGUGGCAGGCAACGCUUCCAAUGGAUCUUACGUGUCGACUGACCAGAUUGCCACGACACCAGUCUUUGGGACAGACGCGCCGACGAAUUUCUACGUCAUUCGACACGCAGAUUGGACGUCUCUGAACACGACAAACUAUAAACUCAUCGUACCUACCAGUAUUGGCAACAUUUCGAUACCGCAGCUCGGAGGAGAAUUGACGCUCUCGCGAAGAGAUUCCAAGAUCCAUGUGACGGACUAUGAUGUCGGCGGUGUGACUCUGAUUUACAGUACUGCUGAAAUCUUUACCUGGGCGCAAAACCAGGGCGGCAAGAGAAUUUUGAUCCUCUACGGCGGAGAGGGCGAAUUGCAUGAGAUUGCCCUUGACUUUUCCAACCUCGAUCGCGUACCAAUCUGUACAACAGAUACAACGGACGGAAAACAUCGCCAAACGAGAAACACCACAUUUAUUUACCAGUGGACAGUGUCAAAAGAGAGGCAGCUAUUACACUUUGGUGACGAGCUAGAGGUUCACUUGCUGUGGCGAAACGAGGCGUACAAUUACUGGGCAGUGGAAUUACCGGCUGCCAGUCCCAUCAGCAACUAUUCGUCUCCCUCCAAAUCGUCCGUCAUCGUCAAUGGAGGCUAUUUGAUCCGAUCAGCAGAGAUCUCCGAAGGCCUUCUUUCUCUGACGGGUGACAUUAAUGCCACCACAGAUAUUGAGCUCGUCUUUGACCCGACCAGUACCGUGGAGACAUUGUCUUUCAAUGGCGUACAAAUAGGAAUCGAGGAAUCCGAUGACGGAAGGCGCACAUCGCAUAUCGAAUAUGUACCGCCGGACCUGGCGCUGCCUGACUUUGCGUCCUUGGAUUGGUAUUACAUUGACUCGCUCCCCGAGAUCCAGACUUCUUAUGACGACUCGGAAUGGGUAACUUGUGAUUAUACUUUGACGAACAAUCCUCAGGAAUUGGUAACACCAACCUCGCUCUAUGCCAGCGACUAUGGGUUCCACUCUGGCUCUCUCAUCUACCGUGGCCACUUUACGGCGAUUGGAAACGAGUCCAGUCUCUACGUGAACAUUACCGGCGGAAGCGGCUUUGGUUACUCGGUCUGGCUCAACAAUGCCCUUCUCUCUUCAUGGGACGGUAGCGGAGUAGCACAGGGCAACUAUACUUUUGAAUCAACCAUUUCUCUCGCUGGCCACUCCCUGUCAGCUGGUUCCCAAAAUGUUCUUACCCUGCUGAUUGACCACAUGGGUCAAGAUGAGGAGGCGCCCGGCACCGAUGGAAUCAAGCUGCCCAUGGGUUUGAUCAAUUACAGCCUAUCCGGCCAUGCACAAUCCGACAUUACCUGGAAGCUGACGGGUAACUUGGGCGGGGAGGAUUACCAAGAUCUAGCGCGCGGGCCGAGGAACGAAGGCGCCAUGUACGCCGAGCGUCAAGGUUACCACCAGCCCGAUCCGCCAGUGGACGACUGGGCCGUGGCUAGCCCAUUCGACGAUGGCGUGCAAGGCGCCGGCGUGGGCUUUUACACGACAACGUUUACCCUCGACGUUCCCGACGGCUAUGAUGUUCCGCUGAGUUUUGUGUUUGCCAAUACCACCACGGCGGCGAAUUACCGGGUACAGUUAUUCGUCAAUGGGUGGCAGUUUGGCAAGUAUGUUGCCAACCUUGGACCACAGACCGUCUAUCCUGUCCCCGAAGGCAUUCUCAACCACAAUGGACUGAACACGGUGGCAAUCACGCUCUGGUCUGUUGAUGGCAGCGGUGCAAAGGUCGACGGGCUCUCGCUCGAGGCAGAGAUGCCUCUCUGGUCGGGGUAUAGAAAGCCAUCGCUUGUAGACAGCCCAGCGUGGACACAGCGUGAUGGAGCUUACUGA
Pestalotiopsis fici W106-1 is the source of this 3057-nucleotide messenger RNA. RefSeq names its product beta-galactosidase E. The transcript has 7 exons. The record is from RefSeq and is a predicted model, not a curated record. NCBI's taxonomy places the organism in Eukaryota, Fungi, Ascomycota, Sordariomycetes, Amphisphaeriales, Sporocadaceae. Bases 1 to 3057 code for a protein of 1018 amino acids. Gene Ontology annotation, molecular function: beta-galactosidase activity. Gene Ontology annotation, cellular component: vacuole. Gene Ontology annotation, biological process: carbohydrate metabolic process.